AUGGUACUAGCACAAGAAAGAGAGGACAGGACGGAGCGUAAAGGAAAGCUGAAAAGAUGUUGCUCAGCAUGUAGUAUUGGACAAAGGUGUAUCAAAUUAAAUGGAGAACAAGAGCCCGAAUUAAAUGAUUUAUUUAAUCCACCUUAUAGAGUGGAGAGACAAGGUUCGGCCGGGGCUCCCAGUCCACCCCCAGGCGAACAAGAGGAAGAAAUUCCACAAGUUAUUUAUAAAGAAAGCCAAACACCCGGUGCCACACAAGGAAACACAAAAACUUCCAUUACGGCUCCAAAUAGUCCGGUGUCUUCACGCACCAGACAGAAGUCUAUUUUACAGGCACCCCUCCGAGAAGCCAUAAAUCCGGACGGAGGAACAAUGAAAAUAAAAGUUCUGUUCACGGGCACUGAUCUGAGAGAAUGGAAAGAGGCUGCCCGAGAAUACCGUAAUGAUCCGAUAAAGACGGCAGAGAAUUUUAAAUUUCUAAUAAAACAGCACAAUCCUGACUGGAGUGAUAUACAAUUAUUAUUAGAUUGUUUGACUGAAACUGAAAAACAAUUAGUCAUAAAAACAGCGGGGGAUCUCGCAAAGGAACAUUAUAAUAUAAAGGGAGAUAAUUAUAGAGAAUGGUUUCCUUUGUUGGACCCGGAAUGGGACCCAAACCGAGCCGCUGAAAUGGGAAGAUUACAGGCAUACCAGGAAUGGAUAUUCAGAGGAAUGGAGAAAGCAAUUCCUAGAACAAUAAAUUGGGCAGCGUUAUAUGAGGUCAGACAGGGUCCUUCUGAAACACCUUCAGAAUUCUUAGACAGAAUAAGAGAUGCGAUGCGCCGGCACACGUCUCUGGACCCAAAUUCAGAGGUAGGCGCACAGCAACUAAUAUCCCUCUUUUUAGGACAAUCACAAGGGGAUAUUAGGCGCAAGUUGCAAAAAUUGAGACCUCCUGAAAAUAGAGACUUGGAAAAAUUAGUAGAGGAAGCAUGGAGAAUAUUUAGUAAUCGAGAAGAAGGUUACAAGCAGGACCAAAAGAAAAUAUUAGCAGUAGUAAGAGAAAAUGAGAAUCAAAAAUCUAAAGUUAAAUCAAGGCGUGGGCUGACACCCCUGGGUAGGAAUCAGUGUGCAAUAUGCAAAAGGACAGGACACUGGAAAAACGAAUGCCCUGAACGCAGACAUCAAGAAAACACUAAAUGGCACAAUAAUCAAGGGAAAACAAUAGCUCACAUGGAAGAAGAAAAUUGACUAGCCGACCCAUUAAUAAAAUUAAAAUUAGGAGAAGAACAGGAGGAGGUGGAAUUUUUAGUAGACACAGGAGCCACCUAUUCGGUUUUGAACCAGGCUUUAAUGCCUUUGGGAAAUGAUUAUGUUUCAGUAAAAGGUGCAACUGGCCAAACUGAAAAGGCUUAUUUUUGUAAACCUUUAAAAUAUAAGUUGGGAAAACAGAUGGGGAUCCAUAAAUUCCUAUUUAUGCCAAAUUCCCCAAAGGCCCUUCUUGGUAGGGACUUAUUAGAACAAUUGGAGGCAACAAUCAAAUUUAAAAAAGGGGAAGUUACUCUGGAGGUAAAUAAUCAUCAAUACAUACAGGUUAUGAGCCUAUCUCUGGCCAAUACUCCUAUAAAAAGGGAAAUUGAUACCAGAAUUAUUGAUCAGGUAUAUCCCGGAGUAUGGGCAAUUGACAUACCGGGACGCGCCAAGAAUGCAUCACCUGUAAUAGUAAAAUUGAAGGAAGGACAGAGUGCGGUAAGAAUUAAACAAUACCCACUGAAAAGGGAAGAUAGGGAAGGAAUUCGUCCAAACAUAGAGCGAUUCAUAGAACUAAAACUACUAAAAGAAUGUGAGUCAGAAUUUAACACACCUAUCCUCCCAGUUAAAAAACCUGAUGGGUCUUAUAGGAUAGUUCAAGAUUUAAGGGCCAUUAACAAAAUAACAGAGGAUCUGUAUCCUGUAGUAGCUAACCCCUAUACCUUACUAACCACCCUGACACCUGACCUAGCUUGGUUCACAGUUUUAGACUUAAAAGAUGCCUUCUUUUGCCUCCCUCUCCAUGAAGCCAGCCAAAGAAUUUUUGCUUUUGAAUGGGAAAAUCCCAGUAGCGGUCGAAAGACCCAGCUCACAUGGACGGUGUUGCCACAGGGGUUUAAAAAUAGCCCCACAAUUUUUGGAAACCAAUUAGCAAAGGAUUUGGAGUUAUGGGAACCACCGUCAGAAGAAGGGAAAGUGUUACAAUAUGUAGACGAUCUUCUUAUUGCAACCAGAACCGAAGAAUCUUGUAUUAUUUGGACUGUGAGUCUGCUGAACUUUCUGGGACUACAAGGAUAUCGAGUUUCUAAGAAGGCACAGGUGGUGUUACAACAGGUCACAUACCUAGGGUACGAGAUCAGUGCCGGACAACGGGUCCUGGGGAAGGCCCGAAAAGAAGCCAUAUGCCAAGCCCCCCGACCACGAACUGUAAAGGAACUGCAGACAUUUCUGGGAAUGACAGGAUGGUGCCGGCUUUGGAUAUGUAAUUAUGGCUUGCUUGUUAAACCAUUAUAUUCCCUGAUAGCAGCUAAUCAGAAGGAUCUUCAGUGGGAUGCUGAAUCAGACAGAGCUUUCCAUGAACUGAAGAAAGCCUUGAUGUCGGCACCAGCACUAGGACUUCCUGAUGUGAGUAAGCCAUUUUUCCUAUUUUCCCAUGAGAAACAGGGAAUGGCAUUAGGAAUACUGGCACAAGAUUUGGGACCAUACAGACGGGCAGUGGCAUACUUCUCUAAACAGCUGGAUGCCACUGCAAAAGGAUGGCCUGGUUGCCUGAGAGCAGUAGCAGCCGUCAUCCUAAACAUCCAAGAGGCCCGGAAGUUUACCCUGGGCCAGAAAAUGACUGUCUUAGUAUCCCACACAGUGUCUGCAGUCCUUGAAACAAAAGGGGGGCAUUGGCUCUCCCCACAGAGAUUCCUAAAAUACCAGGCCAUAAUGGUGGAACAAGAUGAUGUUGAGAUCGUGACUACAAACAUCGUCAAUCCGGCCUCAUUUCUUAAUGGGAAUAUUGGAGAAUCAGUCGAUCAUGACUGUCUAGAAACAAUCGAAGCCACUUAUUCUAGUCGGACAGAUCUCAAGGAUGUUCCUAUUAAUGGAGCUGAACAUUGGUUUACGGAUGGGAGCAGCUAUAUGCUGAAUGGAAAGCGACAUUCCGGAUAUGCUGUUACAACCUCUGAAGAAGUGAUAGAAUCGGGGCCGCUACCGGCUGACACUUCGGCACAGAAGGCUGAAAUCAUAGCCCUUACUCGAGCUCUGGAGAGAGCUCGGGGAAAACCUAUAAAUAUUUGGACUGAUUCUAAAUAUGCCUUUGGAGUGGUACAUGCUCAUGGAGCAAUAUGGAAAGAAAGGGGACUGUUAAACUCCCAAGGAAAAAUCAUCAAACAUGCGGAAGAAAUUUUGAAACUCCUAAAUGCGGUCCAGCUUCCUGAAAGGGUGGCAAUUAUGCACAUUAAGGCACACCAGAAAGUGAGCACAGAAUUGGAAAGAGGAAAUGAACUGGCGGACAGGGAAGCAAAACAGGCAGCCAGAAAAGCAAUCAAGGUAGAGGGUGCGCUAAUACCCGAUGGACAAAUAUCUCUAGAAGGUAAACCAGACUAUACGAAAGAAGAUCGCAAACUGAUUUCUGACCUAAAGGGAUCAUAUAAUGAGGAAGGGUGGGCUAUAAUCUCACAUGGGAGAAUAGUGAUUCCUUCCUACAUGGUAUGGUCAGCAGUCAGGGAAGAACAUAGAAAAAGGCACUGGGGGGCAGAAGCUCUAUAUAAGGAUCUCACUAAAAACAUAAUAGCACGAAAUUUGUAUACUACUAUUAGACAAGUAACCCAACAAUGUGAUCUUUGUCUCCAGACUAAUCCUAAGAUUACCAAGGGGCCAAAGUUGGGAAAAAUUGGGAGAGGAAAUGUUCCUGGGCAACACUGGCAGAUCGAUUUCUCAGAACUUCCUAGAAAAGGGGGGUAUCGAUAUUUAUUGGUACUAACAGAUACCUUUUCAGGUUGGCCAGAAGCCUUCCCGUGCAGAACUGCUAAAGCCCGGGAAGUGACCAAAAUACUACUCCAAGAGAUAAUACCUAGGUUUGGAGUCCCAGCGGUAAUGUCCUCGGAUAGAGGACCACAUUUUGUGUCCAGAAUAGUGCAACAGAUCAGCCACCAUCUAGGAAUAGAUUGGCAAUUACAUACCCCAUACCGACCACAAUCGAGUGGCCAGGUGGAAAAGAUGAAUCAUCUAAUCAAACAACAGAUUGUCAAGUUAGGCCAAGAAACAAAUCUAACUUGGCCCCAGUCUUUGCCAUUAGCUCUUACACGAAUUCGAACUAGACCGAGAGCAAAAGAGGGGCUUAGCCCAUUUGAAAUUUUAUAUGGACGACCCUAUGGGGUACAAAAGGGGAUGUCCUCACAGACUGGUGAAGGAACAGUGACUUCCUAUAUGGUGGCACUAAACAAACAAUUAAUAAGAAUUGAGAAGCAUGUGAUGGGAACACGCAGUAGGGGUCUGGAUGGACCUGUUCACGAUAUACAACCAGGAGACUAUGUAUACGUUAAGUGUUUUGCAGAUAAAACCCUGGAACCACAGUGGACCGGACCUUUUCAAGUCCUACUCACCACCUACACUGCAAUCAAGGUUGAGGGACAGAAUUCUUGGAUUCACCAUACCCGGAUUAAGAAAGCCCCUGCAACUUCGUGGAAAGUAACCCCAGAUAAAAAAGAACUGAAACUCAAAUUUACUCGGACAAAUGGGAACAAUGUGGGUGGCAAGUAAGUGAA
This is a messenger RNA of Falco peregrinus (peregrine falcon), 4763 nucleotides long. RefSeq lists its product as uncharacterized. Gene Ontology annotation, molecular function: nucleic acid binding; zinc ion binding; RNA-DNA hybrid ribonuclease activity. Gene Ontology annotation, biological process: proteolysis; DNA integration; virion assembly. The record is from RefSeq and is a predicted model, not a curated record. The transcript has a single exon. Lineage: Eukaryota; Metazoa; Chordata; Aves; Falconiformes; Falconidae.